AGCGGGGUAUUGCUGGGGACUGGACUUUUCCAUGCAGUGGAAUGGAAAGUCCAGUGACAUUCCAUGGCUAGCUAAAGGACUGGAAAAUCACCAAGGCAGCCUUUCAGGUCACCUGGGGAGAGGGUAGAUUCUUCUCCUCCAUACCCAGCCUCCCCUCCUUGGUUCCUGCUCCCCUCCCUUUCUCCGCUUCCCUCCCCGCCUGCAUGGUCUCUUGUAGGUUCACAAGUUUUUAAACAGAAACCGGGAUCAGCUGGACCCUGCCGUGGUGGAGAUGCUUGGCCAGAGCCAGCUCCAGCUGGUGGGCAGCCUGUUCCAGGAGGCAGAGCCCCAGUCCAGGGGAGGGCGAGGCAGACCCACGCUGGCCUCUCGCUUCCAGCAGGCCCUGGGGGACCUCAUAGCCCGGCUGGGCAGGAGCCAUGUCUAUUUCAUACAGUGCCUCAACCCUAACCCUGGAAAGCUUCCAGGCCUCUUUGACGUGGGACAUGUGACAGAGCAACUGCACCAGGCAGCCAUACUGGAGGCCGUGGGCACCCGCAGUGCCAACUUCCCCGUGCGUGUGCCCUUUGGGGCCUUCCUGGCCAGGUUCCAGGCCCUGGGCUCGGAAGGGCAGGAAGACCUCUCUGACCGGGAGAAGUGUGGUACCAUCCUGAGCCAGGUGCUGGGGGCCAAAUCACCUCUCUGUCACCUCGGAGCCACCAAGGUCCUGCUGCAGGAGCAGGGCUGGCAGCGGCUGGAGGAGCUCCGGGACCAGCAGCGCUCCCAGGCCCUGGUCAACUUGCACCGUAGCUUCCACACCUGCAUCUCCCGCCAGCGCGUCCUGCCCCGGGUGCAGGCUCGCAUGCGUGGGUUCCAGGCCAGGAAGCGGUGCCUCCGGCGGCGGGCAGCUCUGGGACAGCUGAACACCAUCCUGCUGGUGGCCCAGCCCCUGCUCCGGAGGCGGCAGAGACUGCAGCUUGGGCACUGGCAGGGCUGGCACAGCAGCGAAAGGGCCUUGGAGAGAGUGCCAAGCAUGGAGCUGGGGCGCUUGGAGAUUCCGGCUGAGCUGGCUGUCAUGCUGAAGAUGGCGGAAGGCCAUCAGGAUGCCCUGGCUGGGAGCAUCACGGAGUGCCUGCCCCCUGAGGUUCCUGCCCGGCCCAGCCUGACUCUCCCACCAGACAUUGACCGGUUCCCUUUCUCCAGCUUCGUCUCCAUCGGCUUUCAGGAGCCAUCCCUGCCCAGGCCAGGGCAGCCACUGGUGAAGCCCCUAACCCAGCUGGACGGAGAGAACCCUCAGCAUGCCCUGGACAUCAACAAAGUGAUGCUGCGGCUCCUGGGGGAUGGAUCCCUAGAGUCCUGGCAGAGGCAGACCAUGGGCACAUACCUGGUGCGGCAGGGGCAGUGCCGGCCAGGGCUGCGGAAUGAGCUCUUCAGCCAGCUGGUGGCCCAGCUAUGGCAGAACCCAGACGAACAGCAGAGCCAGCGGGGCUGGGCCCUCAUGGCUGUUUUGCUCAGCGCCUUCCCCCCACUGCCUGUCCUGCAGAAGCCGCUGCUCAAGUUCGUGUCUGACCAGGCCCCCAGGGGCAUGGCAGCGCUGUGCCAGCACAAGCUGCUGGGGGCCUUGGAGCAGUCACAGUUGGCCCCAGGGGCCACUCGGGCCCACCCUCCAACCCAGCUGGAGUGGAUGGCCGGAUGGCGGCGGGGCCGCAUGGCGCUGGACGUGUUCACCUUCAGCGAGGAGUGCUACUCAGCCGAGGUGGAGUCCUGGACCACCGGGGAGCAGCUGGCUGGGUGGAUCCUGCAGAGCAGAGGCCUGGAGGUGCCUCCCCGGGGCUGGUCCGUGUCACUGCAUUCCAGGGACACAUGGCAGGACUUGGCUGGCUGCGACUUUCAGCGGCAGCGGCAGGCUCGGGCCUCCGAGGCGGCGUCCCAGGCCUCACCCUCAGCCAUCACCUCCAAGCCCAGGAAGCCCCCCACACCCCUGGAGAAGCCACAGCAUGACCUGGAAUCAGAGGGUGGCUGCCUGAGGGUGAGGAGGUGA
Mandrillus leucophaeus (drill) is the source of this 2017-nucleotide messenger RNA. Its product is annotated as unconventional myosin-XVB-like. The record is from RefSeq and is a predicted model, not a curated record. The coding region runs from base 272 to 2017 and encodes 581 amino acids. Gene Ontology annotation, cellular component: myosin complex; cytoskeleton. NCBI's taxonomy places the organism in Eukaryota, Metazoa, Chordata, Mammalia, Primates, Cercopithecidae. Gene Ontology annotation, molecular function: protein binding; cytoskeletal motor activity; ATP binding. The transcript has 16 exons.